UGUUCCAACGCGCUUGAUUGUAACCCUCUACCCACUUUAGUUUAUGAAUUGUGUUUGAAUACCGUCCUGGGUACCUUGGUUAAUUUUAUAUCGUAGCGUCAUACCGUUCGUAGAGACUUGUACUGGUACGACGCUUUUUCGUAUUGUUUUGCUGAGUGUGUGCCUCCUUUGUUUGAGUGGUUCACUUUUAGUGGCCAGUGAUUGGGAAUCUCAUAAAUAAAACAUUUUUACUUAAUUAACAUUAUUUACUCAAGUUAAAUCAUCGCCUAAUCUAUCAUACGAGAUAGUUUAUUAGCUUCCAAAAUGUCGAACAAUGGUGACGUCGUAUUGACAAUAGAAGAACGCAAGGUUUAUGACCGCCAAAUACGCCUGUGGGGUUAUGAUGGACAAAACAAGUUGAGAUCACUGAAUGUACUUUUAAUUGGAAUGCAAGGCCUAGGCGCUGAGAUAGCUAAAAAUUUGAUAUUGUCGGGUGUUAAUUCUAUUACCCUGAAGGAUCAUACUUCAGUGUCCAUAUUAGACCGUUGUUCUCAGUUCCUUAUCCCACGUGAUAGCGAAGAACGUAAUCGUGCUAAAGCAAGUUUGAAUGCAGCACAAAAGCUAAACCCAAAUGUUAAAGUUAAAGCAGAUACAACACCGAUUGAAGAAAAUGUGGAUAGUUUCAUUACUUUGUUUGAUGUUGUCAUAGCCACAGAAUGUUCUUCAAGUACUUAUAAAAGACUGAGUGAAGUUUGCAGAAAAGCUAAUGUAAUGAUAUUCAUAGCUGAUGUUUAUGGUUUAUUUGGAUAUUUUUAUCAAGAUGUGAAUUUCACCCAUUCCUUAUACGGUGAAGUAUUUCCAAACAAUGAUCAAAUCGAUUCUAUUACUGUAACAAAAAAACUUCCACAGAUAUAUUAUUUGACUUCAGGCUUAUUAAAAUUUAAAUCUGAUUCUAACCGUAAGCCAAAUCCCGAUACGUCUGAGGAAGAUAUUGAAGAAUUGAAAUCAAUUAUUCAUCUUCAAAUGAAUCAUUCUUCAGAUCAAGAAAGUACUGAUGUUGAUAUAUUUGAAGAAUACUAUGGAGAAUUAUUUUGUGAACUGAGCCCUACAACGUCUAUUAUAGGCGCAAUGGUAUCCCAGACUGCUAUAAAUACUGUAAUGAAUAAGCCAGUUAGCAACUAUAAUGUAUUCUUCUAUGAUCAUGUAAAACAUGAAGGAACAUUUUAUUUGUUGUAAAAGUGAGAAUAGACUGUCCUAUAAUUUAAAGAUUUAAUAUUAAGGUUUAUUUUGUUUGAAAAUUCUAGUAUUUAAAUUGAUUAAUUAACUGUGCAAGUAGUAUUUAAUCUCCAUUAGAAGUGUAAUUUUGUUCUGAGACGGUUUCAACAAUUAACAUAUUUUCCGAUUUAUUUAUUUUUUUU
Molecule: messenger RNA, 1397 nt
Organism: Diuraphis noxia (Russian wheat aphid)
Lineage: Eukaryota; Metazoa; Arthropoda; Insecta; Hemiptera; Aphididae
Gene: Aos1
Product: SUMO1 activating enzyme subunit 1
Biological process (GO): protein sumoylation
Cellular component (GO): cytoplasm; SUMO activating enzyme complex
Molecular function (GO): SUMO activating enzyme activity
Source: RefSeq, a predicted model, not a curated record